CCACCUCCCGAUAUGAAUGAGUCGACUAAAUGAGGCUAUUCGUGGUGUGGACGCCACAAAUUCCCAUGCCUUGACCAAUCCUCGCUCCCUCGUAAAAAGUGGUCCAAAAUAUGUUGAUAGUUAGCAAACAUGAUAAUCACCCAAUUGAUCUCAUCUAGUUCCCACUGAUUUCCUUACGUAGGAUUACUAACCCAUGCUAGCUCCCAUUUCUCUUGAAUAUACAUAUAACUACUAUCCCAUAUUGCCCUUUCCAUCAUCACCUACGUCACUCUAAAUUCCAAGGCCAAGUGGCUGGAAGCUACUUUAAUCCCAACCCAUCAACAGUUACCAAUUCUAUUUCCACAAGAAAUUUCUAUGCACUUCUCUUACUGUAUAGAACAGGCACCAAAUCCAUGUCAUUAUCGCACUCGAUGAAACCAUAACCAUUACCUCAAUAACCUAUAUCGAUCAGCACAAGAAACGAUCAACAAGCAAAGAGCACAGGAGCAAGCGAUGAUUUACUCGAAACUAGUACCUCAAUUAUAUUGAUAUUCCACCGAUGCAUUUUCGUACUUAUCAACCAAAUAUGUCAUGUCGAGACCACCUAGCCGGGUCGAGUUCCGUUGGGGCUUCAUCGUAAUCCUCUCGUCUGUCUCCAUGUCACUCUUUCGUGUACAAUCCUCUAAUAUUCAUUAUGAGAAUUGUUGAAUUGUUUAAGGGGUAUGCUUAUACUUUUCGUACCCAUCAAAGAUCAAUUAUUCUUGCACUCGGUUACUAGGGGUAUGCUUACCACGACAACUACUUCUAGUUCCCAAUUUAAUCUCAACUCCACCAUGGAAGCCAAGUACUGGAAUAAUUAACACCAAAUAUGGAACCAGAAAAGACAACCAAAGCAUCGUUAGCUAUUUGAGUUCGCCCUCUAAUUGACGAAUGGAAACCAUUGCUGAUUUUAUCAGACAAUUAUUCCUACAACCUAAACAUCUAAAUUUCCUUGGAGCCAGAGUCGUCCCCCGCACGAGAUACGAUGCAAUCAUAUUAAGGCUAAGAGUAAAGCGCAACGGUAUAGACUGAUAUGUUACCUCCUAGGUCGGCUGAAGCAUGGAAAUGUAGCCGCACCACUGCCUUCCUCCAAAUCCGAGCAGAAGCUGCCAAAUCUCAGCCUCCGUCAAGAGCCACCACUCCUGGCCCUCUGCUGCGGCAUAACCUCGACUUAAUAUGCCUUGGUCAAGAUCUCCCUAUGAUCCUUUUUCUCCUGGCCCCUGUCAUCUCUUCACCGAUGAUAGUUCUUUCAGUCCGCACCUCACCCGAUUGAUGUUCCCCCAGGUGGUCAUCUACCCCUCUCUCCAUUAGUUGCUUGGCGGCAACGGCAGACCUUUUCUUUAUUGCGGAGAGAUACAGGGCGUGGGUGGGAGCGGCGAGUUGUACAUGCUGAAGUGCAAGAAUGGGUUGGGGGUGUCUCGUACAGGUGGAACGGUUUAGCGGCUGCUUGGAAAGGUUGGGGAAUAGAAAUUGAUCGGGGGAGGGUUUAAUUGGUAGUGGUGAGGCCGAGUGGGGUAGGCAGUCUAGGGUUUUAGUUUGUCCAAGGUUAUUUGUGGAAAUUCACAAUUACGGGUGAGUUUAAUCCAAAACGCAAUUAUUGUCCGUAACUUUCUCAUUUUAUGUCGAAAUUCGACACCGCUUGAACCGAUAGUUCACAUUUUUAAUCCACAUCGAUAAUACGGUGGAACUUGACCUAAUGGUAUAAUAGUCAUUUUGACUUUUGGGAAGAGCGGGGUGUAACAUUUCCUCCACCCUUAUAAAAAUUUUGUCCCCGAAAUUUGAUCGGGCGCCUCCUUUCAUACUCCUCAUUCUCGUGCUUCUUUAGCUCAAGAUUUCACUCUUUCUAUAUGAACUUCAAUGGCGUGCCCUUACCUUGUCUUGAAUAGCUUACUAUAGUUCUUAUAUGUACUCUUGACCAUAACAUAUAUUCUCAUCUAAGAAGUAUAGUAAGCUAUUAGAAUAGGUUUAAGUGACUCAUUGCCCUUUCAAAAUUUUCCAACUUGGGCCCAGGGUGUGAUGGAAAAAAUUUUUGGCUCAAUUUAUUUGGUCCAACUGAUUCAGUACUUGAUGUUGAACCUAUCGAAGUCGAGGUAUCACAUUUACUCCCCACUUAUAGAAAUUUCGCCCUCGAAAUUCGUCCACUUUGAUUACUCUAAGCAUCGCUUGUGGUAAUCCUUUUCACUUCGCGGAUUUUCAUUUCCUUUAACUUAUACGACAUGACCUAAAAUCCUUCUCUCCAUUCCCUGCAACUUCAAUGUUGUUGUGGCUUCUUAACCCCUCACAUUACCUCGGCUGCACCUUGUACAUAUAUUGGAACGAUAACUAUCCAUUCGGUACAUAAGAAGUUAGUGCCCCUCUCCAACCACAAGGUCACUGAUGGCGGUUUAUCUUCCAUUUAGUUAGAUGGUAAAACUCUUUUGACGUAACUCUCGUCUAGGGUUGACCUCAUAGGUCACCUAGGUCCUUGUAUCUCCUAACUUUGCAUCCCUUACUUUCCUCCUUGAUGCCUCGUCUUAUCCUUUAACCAUAAACAGAGUGGUCAUCUCCUCAUUACUUCUUGCUUAACUCUGAAACCUCAUAAUAAUGCUUUUACUUCAUGUAUGCAUUAAAGGCAUCCGUUGCAUCUUUCUCUAGCUUGCGAUCAACUUUACGACUCCUUUCAAGAAUCAUGACAUUCUCUCUGGCUUACUUCUUAACUCAUGGCGCCUAACUUAGCACUUCCUUAUCGUUGCUUGAAUGUUAUGUUCUCGUACUAUCCCUUCUGCCACUCUUGUACCCUAGCUGAAAUUCAUCGUACGGUUUCCCCGUCCAAUAAGUUUUGAUAUGAGAGAUCAACACCUUUCACCCGCAUAGGCGAUCUUGGCUUCCCUUUGGCGUACCCUAUCAGAUUCCCUAAACUCAUAUCCAUAUUACUUCUCUACUCGUGACUCUUCUCCUUGAUGUUACUCGCUAGUUCUAGAUGUCCCUUGUUCUCGAUGUAGUCAUCUAGGUUCUCAUGUUAUCUCCUCACUUAUGUACCUUGACCUAUAAGGUUCUCCCUUUGACUAUUCUUGACGACCACGAUUCCACCUUACAAUUGGCUGAAAUUUCUCGAUGGACUUCCUAUGGAUUAACUGUACUCUACUAGUAAUCAACCUAAUGCUUUCUCGUUAUCUGUUGUACUCCUGCUUUGGCUCGUCCUAGCUAUCUUCCUUGACGCAUACAUCGUCAGGUUGAUGCCAACCAUUUUUUUUCUAUAACUUCCCACUGUGUUCUUCUUGCUUCUUUACCUUUACUACCACCAAACUACAACUCUUUUGUUGUUGUUUGUACUAUAUUUGGUCACCAACCUCUGUUGAGUAUCUUCUCGUUGUUGUUUUAGGUCACAACUUUCCAAUGGUGGCUUGCCCUUGGUAACCUUUAACAUAACUCAUUCCAUGUCUCUUUUGUUGAUCGAUCUUGUACAUAAACUUAGUCUCUUAGCUAGGAUUCUUAGUGGCUUAACUAAGCGUGCCUGUUUCAUCCUUAACUAGUUGUCUCCUCUGGAGCCCUCCUACUAUGCCGCGCCCACUCAGAGUGGGGCACCUUGGAUAAGGUAACUUCUCUUUUUCCUCAUUCUCGGUAAUGCUUUCCCUCAUCGUACCUCUUUGUGCAGCUUCUUGACCUCGAGUCACCUGAGACUUGACCCAUUGACUUCUUGAAAUCUCGUCAAACUCCCUCUGGCCUUUUUGCUCUUCCUUGGUAUUGUUCGCAAACUCUCUUCAUUACGACCGUUUAGACUCUUCCUCGAAUUCUCCAACUUUCGUUAGAACUUCUAAUGAACGUUGUACUUACUUUUCUAUACCCGAUUGAUUGAAUGAUUUACUCCUACGGCUAGUUCCGAGACUCCCGCUCUUGGCCCUCUAGUUCCCACUUUAGACUUUCCCAAUGGAUUCCUUGAAAUUCUACGAUUUUCUGAUUCUCCUUGAUCAUGGUAAUUUGCAGGGUCUCUCAACCCCUUCCCAUACCGUGUCCUCUAGCUUGCGCUUGACAGGUGUAUAGCAUGCCUGAUCUAACCUCAACCUCUACAUCAUUUAUCUCGUUCCUUGUCUAACUCAUUCUAAAGGCUUGUCAUCGGCCUAACCCCCAGGGUCGUGUACCCUCUUCUCUAGUGACGUAGUUUAUCUAUAAGGGUCCCUUUAUCGUUAUAUGCAAAUGACCAUACCUCCUCUCCGCCUUGACCUUUUGACUUCUUGACGUCUUUUCAUACUCCCUGUAACCUACUUAUUUCCUCCUUUAGUUCAUUUAUACUACUCUAGCUUUUCUUGAAGUCUAAGAUUUUCACUGCUCCUUGUCACUAUGUUGUAAUAGCGUUAACCACUAAAACUAGUUGAGGGUAGGGAUGGCAAUGGGGCGGGUUUGCUUAAACCAUCCCCAUACCCAUCUUCAAAUACCCAAACCCAUACCCGCCCCAUACCCAUGCGGGGGAAUGUUUGGCAAACCCAUCCCCGUACCCGUGGGUUUCGGGUAACCAUGGGUAAUACCCAUACCCGUAAUCCAACAUUAUUAUACCUAAAACUUACAAGAAAAGUUCUAAUUAUAACUCUAAACAAACAUAUUAUAUCACGAAGUCAACAAAACACGGUCAUUUUUUUAAUAUGGUUCAAAGAUUAUGAUCCUAAAAUAUCCUUUAAUACAUAUUAUAGAGUAUA
Molecule: messenger RNA, 4688 nt
Organism: Linum trigynum
Lineage: Eukaryota; Viridiplantae; Streptophyta; Magnoliopsida; Malpighiales; Linaceae
Source: the annotation of a GenBank genome assembly